ACAAUUGCUAAUACAACUAAUACACAAUAUUAGCAAACUUUAAUAACAAAGAUUAAUUAAAUAACCACAAGUCACACCAUUCUUGCUUUGACAAGCUUUCUUAUCCUCAUUCACAUGCAUUUCCUCCCUUUGUCUCUCUCUCUUACCGUUGACUUUUGACAACCCCAAGAUGCUUCAGUUUACAUUGUCUUAUAUCAAAAUCGCUGACCAAGCAAACCCUCCUCUCUCUCUCCAUUAUUUCUCCACAACCUCUAAGUUCCAAUCACAAAACCAUCACACCGCAGCCGCAAUGAACACCUUCCAACCACCACCACCUCCGCCGCCAGGGAUGCCAGACUACAACGGCCUCCUCAGCACGCACGAGAUCGGAGGAUUCAGAUACGGAAUCGGAGUCUCCAUAGGAGUACUCCUCCUCGUCACCACCAUCACCCUCACCUCCUACUAUUGCACACGUAACCAGCUCUCUUCUUCUUCACCUUCACAGACCAUUCAAGACUCGACGCGUAUCCAUCACCAUCACCACCAUGUCAUCAUCGACGUCGUACCCGGUCUUGACGAGGACACCAUCCAGAGCUAUCCGAAGAUCCUCUACUCGGAAGCGAAGGGCUCAACGACGGCGUCGUGUUGUGCCAUUUGUUUAGGAGACUACAAGGGAAAACAUCUCUUGCGGCAGCUGCCAGAUUGCAACCAUCUCUUCCACCACAAAUGUAUCGACACGUGGCUUAGGCUCAAUCCUACGUGUCCAGUUUGUCGGACUUCGCCGCUUCCAACUCCUUUGUCCACUCCCCUCGCCGAGGUUGUCCCCUUAGCCUCCUCUGUCGCCGCCACAAGGAUGCCCUAAUUAAUAUCGAAAUCCUGACUAAUCUCCGGCUUAAGCUCUUUCUCAAUUCUUCAUUAAUUCCUUGUAGAGUUUUUUAUUUAUUUAUUUUUGGUCACUAACUGAUCAAUAUAUUGUAUAUAUCAUUCUUCGAAGCCGAGGACUAGUAAGUGGAAAAGGGAUUAAGGGUUAAAUUUCACAAUUUUGUUUGAUUAAUUAGUUUUUUCUUUCUUUUUUCCUUUAGCAAUGUGAACGAUCGAGUUUAUUUCUCCUUCUACAUAUGUCGUACCAAAGAAUAAAUCAAAAGUCGUGUUGAAUA
Messenger RNA from Capsella rubella, 1136 nucleotides. Its product is annotated as RING-H2 finger protein ATL70. Gene Ontology annotation, molecular function: transferase activity. Gene Ontology annotation, biological process: protein ubiquitination. The transcript has a single exon. The record is from RefSeq and is a predicted model, not a curated record. Bases 170 to 841 code for a protein of 223 amino acids. Lineage: Eukaryota; Viridiplantae; Streptophyta; Magnoliopsida; Brassicales; Brassicaceae.